CCCUAUAAAACCCAAACUCCCAUAUCUUUCUUCCUCAAGCAAGACACGACCGCCGUCGACGACGGGACGCCCGGCAACGGCGGCGGGCAGACCAAAAACCCUCGGGCGGCGGACCACUGCAACAAGGACGACGACCCGGGGCUGUGCCGGUCUUUGUACGGGGAGGGGUUCGAGUGCUGCAACAACAAGUGCAUCGAAGUCGCCGCCGACAAGCAGAACUGCGGCGGGUGCAAGAACAAGUGCGCCUUCAAGGACGAGUGCUGCGGCGGGGAGUGCGUUUAUCUGUCUCUCGACAAGCGUCACUGCGGCAAGUGCGAUUCGCCCUGCGCCGGCGGGGAGCUCUGCGUCUACGGCUUGUGCAACUACGCAUGA
Linum tenue is the source of this 372-nucleotide messenger RNA. The record is from the annotation of a GenBank genome assembly. NCBI's taxonomy places the organism in Eukaryota, Viridiplantae, Streptophyta, Magnoliopsida, Malpighiales, Linaceae.